AUAUAAUCCCUGUUAAGCAGCACCAAGGAGGCACAGUGGACAAAUAGCCUUACAAGGCCAGACUAAAACAAGGGAAAGCGACCGCGCAGAUGACCACUACUAUGACUGCCAUGGCUAGGCCCCAAUAUACCCAUGUCGAGCUGUUGACGCUCAACGGACCGGAAUACCGCAGGGUAUCAACUGCCCCUCCCCGCCCCCCGAGCGACGAUGAGAUUCCUGUUAUCGACCUUGUUGGUAUUGAUGGCGAUCUGGAUUCACGCACUGUAAUCGCUGGAAAGAUCCGUGCUGCUGCCCAGAAUACGGGUUUCUUCUACAUUAAGAAUCACGGGAUUUCAGAGGACCUGAUCGCCAGCGCUCUCACGCAAGCCAAAGCCUUUUUCCAUCAGCCAGAGGAGGAGAAAGAAAAGGUAUCCAACUUCAAGCUGCUGCAUAUGGAUGGAUACCACGCGGUCGGAACUACGCAGCUGAACAAAUCUGAAACAAAGGAUCGGAAAGAGACCUUUUCCCUUCGGUACAAUGCCCGCAAUGACCCGUCUACAGGACCAGACACCCCGGAAGAUCGUAUCUGGGAUGACUCGCCCCUCUGGGCUGGGACCGCGCAUCUCCCAACCUUUCGCGAAAUCACCAUUUCUUUCUGGCAAGCACGAUUGGCCUUGGCAAGAAAAUUGGUGCGUAUUUUUGCUCUGGCCUUGGACCUUUCCGAGGACUAUUUCGAUAGCGUCGUCACCCAUCCCGGCGCCGACGGCCUUUACAUCCACUACCCCGGUAUUCCGGAACCUGAACUCAAGGGAGACAGCAUAGACGUCGGCAUCGGCUCACAUACAGACAUCCAAUGCUUCACACUACUCUGGCAGGACAUGUCGGGAGGUCUGCAAGUUUUGUCAUCCUCUGACGAAUGGUUGGACGCUCGUCCCAUCCCGGGCACACUCGUCGUCAAUAUUGGAGAUUUCCUGCAGCGCCUAUCCAACAACCGGUUCAGAUCCACUGUGCACAGAGUAUAUAAUCGGAAGAGCGCUUCGCGCUAUUCGAUGCCGUUUUUCUUCGGGUUCAAUCCCGAGACGGUGUGCCAGGUUGUACCGUCCUGUGUCGAUGAGGAGCAUCCAGCUCUUUACGAGCCAAUCUCAUGUGGAAAGUGGCACCGCGAUCGACUGGCUCUUGCUCAAGGAAAGCUAGCUACUGCAUGAGAAUCGAGUGUUAGCACAUGUUUCUUUUUAUAGAUGGAGAAAAUCGGCUAUCUACUCCCUUCAGAUGUCAAACCCACUGUAGCUAUUGCGGUUCAUCUUGGGUGCCUCACUUUGCCUAUAGCUUCCCUGUAGUAGCUGGCACCAUUGCUGCCAUACAUUGAUUUUCCAGGGACAUUCUGAAGAAGGCAAGCCUAAUGACACGUUCGUUAAGGUCAGUACUGGCUACCAAAACAAUAUCAUACCUGUUGUAGCACU
Molecule: messenger RNA, 1439 nt
Organism: Aspergillus welwitschiae
Lineage: Eukaryota; Fungi; Ascomycota; Eurotiomycetes; Eurotiales; Aspergillaceae
Product: isopenicillin N synthase family dioxygenase
Exons: 3
Coding region: 90-1184 (364 amino acids)
Source: RefSeq, a predicted model, not a curated record